CCAUUGUCUUUCAGGAUGGGAUCUAGGGUGGGAUCAAAUAUUUUUUUUUCCUUAAUCUGAAUACACAGCUCCUAGCUUUUAGCACAAAUCAAAGCCUUGAAUUGUGCUGAAAGCUUUGAGCUCUUGCAGUUAGUGCUCCGGCAUUCUGAUCUGCCAAUCUUUCAUUGGAUUGGGAGUUCCAAUUUCAUUAUUGGCUGGCACACGCGGGAAGUUUUCAUUGCACACCUGACUGAACAACGAGAUUUAACUCCAGCAAUCAUAUUACUGGCUAGCAUGGUCUAAAACAUCAGAAGGAACUGAUUUGCCUAAUACCAUGGGUAAAGACAAUCUCCCACCGACCACCCACAGUGUUGAAGUGAAGAGUGACCGCUGCUCAUCUAAUGACAGUGAUGAUUCAGAAACUCCCUCGCGUGAUAGUUUGGAGAAGGAAGGGGGCAUGCCAUUUUGUCGUGUGUGCCAGUGUGUUGAAUCUGACCAAAGAGGAGAUGCAGCAUUAGGGUUUUUGGGUAUUACUCCGCCUUCUCCUGAAAAAAGUGGUGGUAGCACGAACACCCUCAAUGUCCAGAGUGACCUGUCUCAUGCAAACAAUGCUGGAAGAGGAUCUAAAUUUAUUGAGGUUAUUAGUCCUGAAGGGGAGCUUUUUGUUUGUGCUGCUGAUUUGGAAAUGGGCCACCAUGAAGACUCGUUGCUAGAGCUCGGGUGUUCUUGCAAGAACGAUCUUGCGCUUGUACAUUAUGCUUGUGCGCUGAAAUGGUUUGUUAACCAUGGAUCUACUGUUUGUGAAAUCUGCGGACAGGUUGCCAAAAACAUAAGGAUUGCUGACUUCAAAAAGGUUGUCGGUUCUUUGAAGGAAUAUGAAGUGUUAAGGGAAAGAACAGCUAGCGGGGAACCCAACCCUUUACAAUUGCAUAUGGGUAUGACUGUUGAUCCUGAUGCUCUUGCUGCUAUUCGUAGGCAACGUCUCAGCGAGAUUUCACUGUGGUUUAGCCCACACCAUAAUAGCAUCAUCAACAACAGCCAGAGUAACGUUGCUUCGCAAGUUGCUUCUGAGCAGCCUUCAAGCAUUGUCAAUCAAGACAAUGGCAAUGGCCCUUCUGAAAAUCCUGCAGCAAAAUGGGCUGUUGAAGGUACAGGGAUUUUGCUUGCUACAGGAUUACUAACUGUCACUCUUGCAUGGCUUAUAGCCCCACGAGUUGGAAAGAAAACUGCUAAAAGUGGUCUUCAUAUACUUCUGGGUGGCGUUUGCGCCUUGACAGUCGUGGUCUUCUUUCGCUUUUUUGUACUUACCAGAAUCAAGUACGGACCAGCGCGAUAUUGGGCCAUCCUCUUUGUUUUCUGGUUUCUGGUAUUUGGGAUCUGGGCAUCAAGGACACAUGGCUCACAUACAACGUGAAGUCAAUCAGAAGAUGUUGUAGCUGCCUAGCAAAUGUAGAUUUGCGGGACCUUGUAUUUGGCGAUCGGAGCUCAAGAUUAUCUGUUGUCUUCAUUCUUCAUUUGGAAUUGAUCUGUUGUAUGGACGUACUGCAGCUAUUUCUUCCGGGAGAUCACCAGGUCGAGUGCGGACAGUAUUCUGA
Messenger RNA from Rhodamnia argentea, 1574 nucleotides. RefSeq lists its product as uncharacterized. The transcript has 3 exons. Bases 314 to 1393 code for a protein of 359 amino acids. Gene Ontology annotation, molecular function: zinc ion binding. Lineage: Eukaryota; Viridiplantae; Streptophyta; Magnoliopsida; Myrtales; Myrtaceae. The record is from RefSeq and is a predicted model, not a curated record.